This is a messenger RNA of Taeniopygia guttata (zebra finch), 1722 nucleotides long. NCBI's taxonomy places the organism in Eukaryota, Metazoa, Chordata, Aves, Passeriformes, Estrildidae. The record is from RefSeq and is a predicted model, not a curated record.
AUAAAAAAGUAUAAAACUCUAUCACUCUCUUCACUUUACAAAGGAAACUCUGAAUAAUUUGCCAUGUCUCUGAAAAUGUUUCAAAUUUUGGUGUCUGCUCUGCUGUUUACAGCUUCUGUGUCGAGUGUCCUUGGAGCACCCUUUCUGACAGAAGAGCCAGCGAAUCAAUUCAUGCGGCUCAAGCGACACAUUCCAUAUUCUCCCAGCUACUGGGACUCGAGCAGCAGCCAGAAGACGUGGGCACACACCGUGGCUGAGCAGAUUAGUGAAUCAUGGGCAGCUUUGAGGGAAACAGCACAAUACUACAUGGACUUGGACCCUUUUGCCUUCGAUCCUCCAACAGCUGUCAACAACAUCAGAUUCUGCAUGGAGCUACUACAGCAGUCUGGGACUCACCUCCAACAACAAGCUAUUAAAUCCUACACGUCUUGUAUCUGGCCAUGUUAAGAUAUUGCAUAUUAUGUGUUUGCCAUUAUGUAUUUGAUAAGAUGACUUUAUCUCAUCCCAUUUGGGUCUAAACCCAAACUAACACACUAAUUAUCUGCAUAAAUACUUCAUAUUUUAUAUUUGUAAGUAGAACUGAGAUGUAGGUCAUGGUAAAUUGAAUAAGAAGUUGAAGAAAACCAACCAUGAAGUUUUAGUGGGUUGGGUUUAAAAAUGCCUAGUGUUUUCAGGUAAGAUAUUCUUUUGACUAAACAAUUGUAGAUUCCUGUUUCUGGGACUGAAAACCACACUGUAUUUUCUCAGGAUUUUCCUUAAACACUAAACAUUUUUGAGAGUGAGAAAUGAAAAUCAGUCACUUUGGAUGGGUGAGAGAAGUACAGCACAUUUGCUUCUCUGUAGUUCAAGUGCAUUUCCAUUUUUUCAAGUACUAGUAGUAGGUGUUGCAGUACAUCCAUUCAUGUCAGUGCUUCUCUUUCCUUAUUUAAUCUUCUGUACUUGGUCUUGAAUGCCAAAACCGAGUGAACUCACAGCUACUACUGUGAGUUGUUUUUUCUUACUUCACAGAAAUAGGAAAUGGUAGAAACAUUCACAGCUCCUUUUCCAUAAAGAAAAUAGUGGUGACAAAUGUACUUUAUGUUCUUGAACUUGCAAGUUUCCUGGUUCCUAUUAAGGAAUGUACCUUAUUUCAGAAUGUCUUUGAAGAGAGGAUGAGGCUUCCAUGUUUCUUUUAUAUGUUAUUAAUAUAAUGCUAACAAUUAAAAGCUUUUUCAAACUUGGUCAAAAUUUCUGCAUGAAUAAAGAUGAUCUGUUGAGGAAAACAAAAUGUAUGGUAACCUGCAGGGUAGGUGAAGGAAGGAAAUUUUUGCUUGCUUUUUAUCCUCAAGGAGCAGUUUCUGCAUGUUGUGCUUUAAGAAUUCUUUGUGAAUAUGGACUGCACACUAACUGGAACAAAUUUGGAGAUAAUGUUGGUUCUUCUAGAAAGAAAUCCACAUUCUAGCUUUUUGGCAAUCUCUACCAUGCUUCUAGGUAUGAAACUAUCCUCAGGCCAUUAUUAAUUUCCCUGCAUAGAACAAUGGGCCUGAAAUUGCCAUUAUUCAUUAGCUGAAGAUGAAAAUUCAUUAAACACUUGAAAGAGAUAAAUGAGGUGCAAGUUCACUCUUUGCCAUGUAGGAUUUCACAUCUUUAGUCACACUGCUUAAUUAUGUACAGUUCAUUCAAAGAUAAGGGGUGACAAGUGAUGUAUAGGCUAAAGACCUCACUGGUUAAACACAGUCAUGG